AGGUGAAAUGAUGAAUGCUUUUAUCAUGACUUUAAAACAUGAUGAUGGGGGUGUAUGUGCUUUGUUCAUUUCUGCAGCUGGAUUCCUUUGGCACCAUUACUAUCGAGGAGCAGAUCGUGCUUAUGCUGAAAGCCAAAGUACAGUGCGAGCUCAACAUCACAGCUCAGACCCAGGAGGGAGAAGGUAAUUGCUUCCCAGAAUGGGAUGGACUCAUUUGUUGGCCCAGAGGAACAGUGGGGAAAAUAUCAGCUGUCCCAUGCCCUUCUUAUAUUUUUGACUUCAAUCAUAAAGGAGUUGCUUUCCGACACUGUAACCCCAAUGGAACAUGGGAUUUUGUGCAUAGCUUAAAUAAAACAUGGUCCAAUUAUUCAGACUGCCUUCGCUUUAUGCAGCCCGAUAUCAGCAAACGAAAGACGAUUGCACUGCACUAGAAACUACAUCCACAUGCACUUAUUUGUGUCUUUCAUGAUGAGAGCUGCAAGCAUCUUUGUCAAGGACAGAGUGGUCCAUGCUUACAUAGGUGUAAAGGACCUGAAGUCCCUGGUAACGCAGGAUGGCCUACAAAAUUCCAUUGAAGCACCAUCUUUGGAGAAGUCACAGUAUAUUGGGUGCAAGAUUGCUGUUGUGAUGUUUAUUUACUUCUUGGCUACAAACUACUAUUGGAUCCUGGUGGAAGGUCUCUACCUGCACAGUCUAAUCUUCGUGGCGUUCUUUUCGGACACCAGAUAUCUUUGGGGCUUCAUCUUGAUAGGCUGGGGGUUUCCAGCAGUGUUUGUGGCAGCUUGGGCUGUGGAACGAGCCACUCUGGCUGAUGAAAGGUGCUGGGAACUUACUGCUGGAGAUAAGUGGAUUUAUCAAGCCCCCAUCUUAGUGGCAAUUGGGCUGAAUUUUAUUCUGUUUCUGAAUACAGUUAGAAUUCUGGCUACCAAAAUAUGGGAGACCAAUGCACUUGGGCAUGACAUGAGAAAGCAAUACAGGAAACUCGCCAAAUCGACACUGGUCCUUGUCCUGGUCUUUGGAGUGCACUACAUCGUGUUCAUUUGCCUGCCCCACUCCUUCACUGGGCUUGCCUGGGAGAUCCGCAUGCACUGUGAGCUCUUCUUCAACUCCUUUCAGGGUUUCUUUGUGUCUAUCAUCUACUGCUACUGCAAUGGAGAGGUUCAAGCUGAGGUGAAGAAGCUGUGGAGUCGGUGGAAUGUGUCCCUCGACUGGAAAAGGAUGCCGCCCUGUGGCAGUCACAGAUACGGCUCAGUCCUCACCACUGUGACUCACAGCACAAGCAGCCAGUCCCAGAUGGCAGCCAGCACUCACAUGGUGCUCAUCGCAGGCAAAACGGCCAAGCCUGCCCCCAGACAGCCUGACAGCCACGUGACUUUGCCUGGCUAUGUCUGGAGUAACUCUGAGCAAGACUGCCUGCCACACACAGUCCAAGAAGAGACCAAGGAAGGUAAUGGGAACCAGGGACUGAAUAUCCCAGUGGAUGCAUCUUCCAGGGCACUGGAAGUUAAUGCAGACACGGACGGAUGCAAAAGAGUGACUGAGGAUGUUCUGUGAGUCAUCGUUUGUGGCUCUGAUGAGCUGGUGGAUCCGGGUGUGUGAAGGUUGACUGGCACUCUUCUGCUUGAGCCUGAUGACUUGCAAAUCCAGGGUGAAGAUGUUAGUUGACAUAAGUUUUCAGGUUCCACUAAUUUACUCUUAAUAGAUACUAACAAAAUGAAAGGAGAAGUGUUAGUGGAGUGGUUUCUUGUGUUUUUUGGCAGCAAUUUAUUUUCCAAAUUGAUGUGUAAUACUUGCUUUGUGAUCAGUUUUUCUGCUACUUUUGGAUAGAAAACAUAUCUAUUGGGUAGAAAAAGUUUCUGUUGCUUGGCUGUAGCUUUCUCUCAUGAUUACCACCCUGAAUAUGUUAGAAUUUGGUAUGUGUAAUUUUCCUUUUAAGAAAUCAACACUCUGUUUUUCUCUUUCCCACUUUAAUGUAUUAUUGUUGCAUUCAUUUUACUUGUGCAUCAAGGCAUUUAGGAACUGAAAAAUGUAUGUUGAAAGAUUAAAGAUCUAAGAACAAAUACACACUGGAAAGUUAGUUGGCUGGACAUUGUUAAAAUAAUAAAUCUGUGACAAUUAAUGUCGAUUCUUUCUAGGAACAAGGAAAAUUGUCAAGAAGAACAUUUCACUUAUCCAUCCUUUAUGAAUGCUCCCUUAUGACAAACCAAUCCCUAGGUAUCCAGAACUACCUCUUGGUAAAUGGUGAAUGUCAAAAUGUUUUCUUUCAGUGAGCUUGUGUCCACCAACUGAAUUUGUUUGUAAUUGUUAAAAUUGAUAGUAAAUCACACAGCAUCUCUCUUUUUCUUCCCUCUUCUGUUUUUUUGUUCUGUUAUAAAUGGCAGGGGAAUAAAUUAAAAGUGUUUAAAAGUUCAAUUUGGGGGCCUGGCGCUAUGGUAUAGUUGUUUAAGCCUCCACCUGUGAUACUAAUAUCUGAUAUGGGCACCAGUUUGAGUCCCAGUUGCUCCACUUCCAAUCCAGCUCCCUGAUGAUGGCCUGGGAAAGCAGUGGAAGAUGGCCCAACAUGGGAGACCCUGUACCAACAUGGGAGACCCAGAAGGAGCUCCUGGCUCCUCUGUAUUUGAAUUUGUUUCCAACUGCCGCGGCCAUCUGGGGAGUGAACCAGCAGAUGGAAGACACCUCUCUAUCUUUCUCCCUCUCUCUAUCUUUAACUCUACCUCUCAAAUAAAUAAAUGAAUUUAAAAAAUUAAAAAAAUACAAUUUGGGUAAGUUUUCUAAAAUUUCCUUUUCAAUGUACCACAUUAUUUUGAGAACAAUCAAGUUUCCCUCUAUGUUCCUAAAUUUGUACUUAUGAGAUGCAUGAAGUUUGUAUAAUUUAAAUGAAAGGUUUCUAGGUUUAAAAUAAAAGGGAGGUCGGCGCUGCGGCUCACUUGGCUAAUCCUCCGCCUAGCGGCGCCGGCACACUGGGUUCUAGUCCCAGUCGGGGCGCCGGAUUCUGUCCCAGUUGCCCCUCUUCCAGGCCAGCUCUCUGCUGUGGCCCGGGAGUGCAGUGGAGGAUGGCCCAAAUGCUUGGGCCCUGCACCCCAUAGAAGACCAGGAGAAGCACCUGGCUCCUGGCUUCAGAGAAGCGCGAUGCGCCGGCUGCAACGUGCUGGCCACGGUGGCCAUUGGAGGGUGAACCAACGGCAAAAAGGAAAACCUUUCUCUCUGUCUCUCUCUCUCUCACUGUCCACUCUGCCUGUCAAAGAUUUAAAAAAAAAUUAAUAUUCUCUAGAACAGUGGUACAUAAUGUUUCAUCAAAAAUCCUUGCAAUAGCUGAGUGGAGCUAAUCAGCAUUGUAUUCAUUGUGGAAACUGAUAAAGAGCCAGGUAAUGAUAGAGGUAGAAGCUCCAAGACUUCAUUACUCGUCACUACUGCUGUACCUGUUUAGUCAAAAAAAAUCAUGAAAUCAAUCAAUAUCUUAAGCAGGGUGGUUAUGCCAGGACCUAAUUUACAGGAGUUAGUGCAUAAUCAUGUUUUAAAAAGUGGAACAGGUCACACUUAUAGCAGUUAUUGUUCCAUUACAAUUCUGAAAUGCAGAUAGGCAUACAUCACUAACUACUCAAACUGAUUCCAGUUCUGCUUCCUAAGAGUGAUUUUCCAUGGCUCUUUGACCCUUUGCUCCUGGCUCUGAACACUGAGUGAUUCUUUAUGUGGCCACCAAAGAUCUGAUUGUUGUCUCUAGUUUUUCCUUUUCAAAAAUGUCAUGCAUAAAUAGAAGUAUUUACUACCUCUUUGAGAUCACCUUUAACUUUCACAUGGAAGUAAAAACAUAUUUUUCUUUCUAUACCUAACUUCUUUCUUUUAAAAGAUGUUCUAAUCAUGUUGUUUCAAGUGACAUUAUUUCACUCUUUUAUAGCUGAAUAUUCCAUUGCGUGACACCACACACACACAUACACACACACACACCACACAUCCUUCACACAUAUCACAUAUAUCAAUUCAUCAAUCGAUAGACACAAACUUUAAUUCCAUUUCUUAGAUUCUUUAAAUAAUGCUGCAAUAAACACACGAGUACAGAUGUUUCUUUGGCAUACUCAGUUCAAUUCUUCUGGAUAUACAUGGAGACCUCAAAAACUUAACUGAAAAAUGUAAUGCAAAGAUACGUUUAUUUUGCAUAAACUUUUUGAAAACCAUGCACAGUUUUUCAUUAUAUGCAUCUGCUAAAAACUGUUCAAAGAAGCAAUAGAGAGAUACAGAAUCCAGUGAUAACUCUAUGUCUAGUUUUUGACGGUUCAUACUGUUUUUCAUAAUGGCUGUGCUAAUUUACAUUCCUAACAACAGUGUAUGAGAGUUCCCCUUUAUCUGUAUCCUCACCAGCAUUUGUUAUUUGUAAUUUUGAUAACAGCCGUUCUAACUGGGGUGAGAUGAUAUUGCGAAUUCAAUUUGAAUUUCCCUGAUAGUGAUGUUGAGCAGCUUUGCAUGUACUUACUGGUCCUUUGUACAUCCUCUUUUGGGGAACAUCUAUUUAAAUUAUUUACUCAUUUCAUGAUCUGUUUUUGCUGCUGUAUUGCUUCAAUUACCUAUGUAUUCUGAAAAUUAAUUCCUUAUCAGAUGAGCAUUUGAAAACAUUUUCCUUUAUUCUGUAAAAAGUUGACUUCUCACUGUCAAUGGUUUCCUUUGCAAUGUCACAGCUUUUCAAUUUGAUGUAAUACUCUCCUUUUUGUUUUUGUUGCUUGUCUUUUUGGAGUAAUAUUAAAAAAAUCCAUACCCAGAUUAAUUGUGUGAAGUAUUUACUUUAUACUUUCUUCUAGCAGUUUCAUAGUUUUGAGUCUUGUGCUAAGUGCUUAUUCCUUUUUGAGUUUAUUUUGAAUAUGGUGAGAGAGGUUUGUUUUCCCAGCUCUACUGAAAAUGUUUUCAUUCUCCAGUGCACACAUUUGCUGUCUUUUAAAAAAUCAGUGGGCUCUAAAUAUGUUGAUUAAUUGCUGGGUUCUUUAUUUUGUUUCAGUGAACUAUGUGUCUGUUUUUAUGUCAGUUCCACACUAUUUUGGUCACUAUCAAUUUGAAGAAUGUCUGGAAGUCAGGUGUAGUAAUGCUUCCAGCUUUGUUCUUGCUCAAGAUUGCUUAGGCUAUUCAAGAUCUUUUUCCGGUUCCAUAUACAUUUUGUGAUUGCUUUUCUAGUUCUGUGAAAAAAAUGUCAUUAGUAUUUUGAUAAGAACUGCUUUGGAUCUGUAUAUGUGCAGGAGUGGGGGAGGUAGUAGAAAUAUGUUAACAAUAUUAAUUAAUUCAUGAACAUGUGGUGUUUUUCCAUUUGUUGGUAUGCUCUUCAAUUUCUUUUAUCAGUCUUUGGAAAUUUUCACUGUAGCUAUCAUUCAUUUUCUUGGUUAAAUUUACUCCUAAAUAUUUUAUAGUACUAUAUUGAAUAUGAGUGGAGAAAAUGGACAUUCUUAUCUUGUUCUUUAUCUAACAGUAAGUGACUUCAGCUUUUUCCCAUUCAAUGUGAGGUUGGGUAUAAUUUUGUAAUAUAUAAUCUUUAUAAUGUUGAGACAUAUUCCUUCUAUGUAUAAUUUAAGGUUAUUAUGAAUGGAUAUUCAAUUUUAUCAACGGUUUUCUGUAUCUGUUGAAAUGAUCACACAUUUGGUUUUUUUCUGUUGAUGUGGCAUACUACGUUAUCAAUUUGUGUAUUUUAAAUCAUCCCUGCAUCCAUUGGAUAAAUCUCACCUUAUCAUGAUUUAUAACCUUUUUACUGUUCCUUAAUUUAUUUUGCUACUAUUUUAUUGAGAACUUUUGAAUUUGUGUUCAUCCAGGUAUAGGUCUCUAGCCUUCUUUUUGUUGUUGCAUUUUUGUCUUGUUUUAGUAUUAAAAUAAUGCUGGCCUUGUAGAAUAAGUUUGAAAGUGUUCCCUUUCACUAUUUCAAAAUAGUUUGAGAAUAAUGGUGAUAGCUUUUGUUGUUGUUGAACAAGAAAUUUUUAUUCUACAUUUAAAUAUUCACAGAACAUAUUCAGUAACCUAUGAUUAACCUAUGAUACUUGCCACAUGAUACUCUUGCCUUGAUGAUCAAGCAAACUUAGAUUCUUCACCUAAACUAGUGCAUUUUGUCUUUAAAGUUUGAUAAAAUUUCAGUGAAGUUAUCUCGUCCUGGAGUUUCCCUUGUUAAGAAACUUAUCACUGAUCCAAUCUCCUUACUCAUUAUUGACCUGUUCAGGUUUUCCAUGUCUUCAUGGUUCAAUUUUGAUACAUGAUAUGCAUUCAGCAAUGCAUAACAUUUGGUUUUCCAAUUCAGGAUAGGAUGAUUAUUCAUAAUAGUCUUUAAUGAUUCUUAGUAUUUAUGGGGUAUCAGUUGUCUAACUCAAAGUUCAUGACUAUUGUAUAUGUUCUCAACAAUGACGAUUUCAUGUCAUUGAUCAAGCUUUUAUCAAAAGUCUCUUAUUUCAUUUAUUUCUGCUCCAGUCUUUCUUAUUUCUCUUCUUCUACUAAUUUUUAGAGUAUUUUUAUUUAUGGUUCCUUAAGUUGCUUCACUAGGCUUUUUUACUUGCAAUAUUCCCCCUCCCCUUUCUUUUUGAGACAACUGGAAGGCAUCAUGUUGAAUGAAAUAAAUUGGACACAGAAAGGCAAAUUCUGCAUGUUCUCUCUUACAUGUAGAGCUAAACCUUUUAAAAGGAAAAAUUUUUUAAAAAAGAAAACCUGUGUGUAUCGGUACUGUGCAAAUACAGUUUUGUUAAACUAAUGGUUAAGAAAGCUAAACUACUAUAGUCUUAAUGAUCUGUGAUUACUUUGAUAUUUAUUGUAUGUGGGUGAAAUGGUCCUCUUUUCAUUUGACUACUAUUUAUAGCCCUUGCUUACAUUGCCAUUACAAGCCCUGCACAUCCCUGGCAUAGGAAAAGACCCCAGAAGCAAAGGCAAUCAAAGCCAAAAUUGACAAAUGAGAUUACAACAAACUGGAAAGCUUUGCACUACAAAAGAAACACAUAGCAAAGUGAAGACUGAAUGAGGGAACAUUUUUGCAAACUAUGCAACUGAUAAAGGAUUAAAAUCCAGAAUAUAUGAAGAGUUCAAGAAACUCAACAACAAUAAAACAAGCAAUCCACUUAAGAAAUGGGCAAAGGACUUGAACAGACAUUUUUCAAAAGAGGAAAUCCAAAUGGCCAAAAUGCACAUGAAAAAAAUGCUCAGGAUCACUAGCCAUCAUGGAAAUGCAAAGCAAAAUCACACUGAGCUUUCACCUCACCCUACAAUGAAUCUCAUACAGAAAUCAACAAACAACAAAUGCUGGUCAUGAUGUGGGAAAAAGAGUACCCUAUUCAGUGUUGGUGGGGAUGUAAACUGGUACAGCCAUUGUGGUAAACAGUAUGGAGAUACCUUAGAAAUCUGAAUAUAGACCAAAUAUAUGACCCACAAAUUCCAUUCCUGGGAAUUUACCUAUGGAAAUAAAAUCAGCAUAUGAAAGAGUUAUCUGUACUCCUAUGUUCAUUGCAGCCCAAUUCACAAUAGCUAAGAUAUGGAAUCAACCCAAAUUUCCAUCAACUAUUGGCUGGAUAAAUAAAUUAUGUUAUGUAUACACUAUUAAAUACUACUCUACUUCAUGGUUAAAAAAAAAGAAAAGAAAAAUUAAAUCUUAUCUUUUGCAACAAAAUGGAUGCAACUGUAAGCCAUUAUAUUUGGUGAAAUAAGUCAGUCCCCCCAAAAAUCAUGUGUUUUGUAUAAUACAUGGUAACUAAUCAAGUACCAAAAAGUAUAAUGUAUUAUAGUGAAAUGGACAUUUUGAGAUUCAAUGAUUAUAUACAGCCUUUGUCUCUACUGUUCAGGAACCAUGGUUUUUCCUCAUACUACUUCUUGAACUCUUUAAUUAUUGUUCCUUCAAUCUCAUGAGUAUAAUGUAAACUGAAAAUAGAUCUUUGUAAAAAUUAAGAGUGGAAUAGGAAAGAGAGGAAGAAGAACGGUGGGGGUGCAGUUGAAGAUUGACCUUGUUUUCCUUUUUAUUUUCUUUUUUUUUAAAGAUGUAUUUAUUUAAUUGAAAGGUAGAGUUAUA
This is a messenger RNA of Oryctolagus cuniculus (rabbit), 8005 nucleotides long. Lineage: Eukaryota; Metazoa; Chordata; Mammalia; Lagomorpha; Leporidae. The record is from RefSeq and is a predicted model, not a curated record.